AUGGCGAGAAAAAUUCUCUGCCUGUUUGACGUGGACGGCACGCUGACGAAACCGAGGGGUUCUAUAGAAAGAGAGCUGGAGGACUUUUUGCAACAAAAAGUUAAGCCGUUAUGUAGUUUGGGUCUGAUUGGUGGGUCAGAUUUUAAAAAAAUAGCGGAACAGAUGUACGGCAAGGACGUGGUCGAGAGGUAUCAAUAUGUUUUUUCCGAGAACGGGUUAGUUUGGUUUAAAAACGGCAAAGAGGGCGACAGGCAGACCAUACAAAAACACGUGGGAGAAGAGAAAUUGCAAGAGUUCAUUAAUUACGUGUUGCGAUACCUUUCGAAGGUAAUACUUCCAGUAAAAAGGGGCACCUUUGUAGAAUUCCGAUCGGGAAUGUUGAACAUUUCACCAAUAGGCAGAUCAUGUUCUCAGGAAGAAAGAGAAGCAUUUGAAAAGUAUGAUAAGGUGUUUAAUGUCCGCGAGAAAAUGAUAGAGGCUCUCAAGGCGCAGUUUCCGAAUAUCGGGUUUACUUAUGCCAUAGGUGGACAAAUCAGUUUCGAUGUAUUUCCUACCGGUUGGGACAAAACAUAUUCCUUGAGGCAUUUGCAGGAGGAGGGUUUCGAUGAAAUCCACUUUUUUGGUGAUAAGACGUUUGUGGGCGGCAAUGACUACGAGAUAUUCAGUGAUAGCCGGACGAUAGGUCAUACAGUGAUAAAUCCAGAAGAUACAAAGGCGCAAUUAAAAAAGUUGUUUAAUUUGUAAUUUUUUACUUUGUUACUAUUAAUUUUUUAUAACAAUGUAGCACAGAAUAACUUUACAAUUAGUUAUAUGGUAGAUAACGCGUAUAUCAGCAAAUGAAUGUGAUAAGAAAGGGUCAGGGGACAAAUAUAUAUUUAUAAUUUUUAUUGCGGGUUCCUGAGAGUUCAGAUUUUGUGUAAAGUAUUGGGUUGUUCGGAAAGUCAUUUCGUUUUU
Messenger RNA from Cylas formicarius (sweet potato weevil), 954 nucleotides. RefSeq lists its product as uncharacterized. The transcript has a single exon. The record is from RefSeq and is a predicted model, not a curated record. Gene Ontology annotation, molecular function: phosphomannomutase activity. Gene Ontology annotation, cellular component: cytosol. Gene Ontology annotation, biological process: protein N-linked glycosylation; GDP-mannose biosynthetic process; mannose metabolic process. Lineage: Eukaryota; Metazoa; Arthropoda; Insecta; Coleoptera; Brentidae. The coding region runs from base 1 to 744 and encodes 247 amino acids.